This is a messenger RNA of Oryza sativa Japonica Group (Japanese rice), 5583 nucleotides long. NCBI's taxonomy places the organism in Eukaryota, Viridiplantae, Streptophyta, Magnoliopsida, Poales, Poaceae. The record is from RefSeq and is a predicted model, not a curated record.
UUGGUAUCCUCCCAUAGUGCUUGUGGUGAGUUUGGGAUCCUCCCACCAAAUCAACGCUCAGAUGCCCCAUCCGCGCUCGCAUCGCGCUGCAUCCGCGCUCCGUCGCACGCGCGGCCCCUCCCCUUUCUCCGCCCUCCGUCGCGGCCGCCUUCCAACCCACGCUUCCCGCUCCCUUCGCCGCCGCCCCCACUGCUCGCGCGCCUCCGCCCCUCGCGCCGAUCUCCUCCGCGGCGCCCCUCCGCCCAUCGCAACGAUCUACUCUGCGCCGCCCCCAUCCCUCCCCUAACCAUCGUCGACCCCCUCCCCUUCCAACCUCGCCGGCCAUCCGCCCGUCGCUCCAUGCCCGUCGGAGAUCGCCGGCCGCCGGUUCCCCUAACCGCCGCAAUCGACCCCAUACCGGCGCCGCUGCACAUCCUGAUCACCGUCCAGUCGCCUUUCAUCCCUCGGCCGGUCUCCGUCGCCUCGCCAUCAGGAGCAAGAGGUUGAGGUGUCGAGCGCGGAGAGAGAGGCACCCAGGCUGACCUCGCUGGUGGCGACCUGGUGGUCUGUGUGACCUGCAAGUGUGGUGUCCACAAGGAGUUCGGCUUCGACCAUUCCCACUGAUCAAAUUAGCCAGUCCCCUUAUUCCAUCCUCACUGUCAAUGUCAAUUUGUUCUUGCAACCGGACAUCAGGCAUAGAAUGUUCCAACUAUUGAGGAAGGUCAACGACAGGUUGAGUUUUGAUCUAAGCAUUACAAGAUCCUUGCGUUGGUGGUGGUGAGUCCUGAAAGAUUGAAGGGCUGAUAUCCAUCCGAGGAUCCUCCCGCACAAUCAACGAUCCAGACUCCUUCGGAUAGCGCUCCACCGUAUUAUUCCCAGCUCACGAAGUAGCAGAAUUACCUUUGCUGAUCUUGCUGGUUCAAUGAACUUGAUCACGGGUUGGGACUUGGGAGUUGGCGACUGAGGCGCAUGCAGGGCAGCGGCAAUGACCAAGUGUUGGGCGCUCUAUUAAGGACUGCAGGUUGUGGCAGUACUGCAGCAGCCAGUGCUUUGGUGGGGAGGUCAUAAUUGUUUUGUAGUAUGGCUCUUACGGCUGUCCAUUUCAUGUUUAUCCAAUUUCAGCUCAAAAUAUUUAUUUUUAUGCCUAUUUCGUGCUACAUUUGUCCCUCUUUUAAUUUUUAGAUUUUACUAAUCAUCUUAGCUGUUCGCUUGAUCUGGGAACAAGGGGAUCUGUGUAAUAUAGGGAACGAGCAAGGGGACCUGUGUAACUGUGUUGGAGGUCGUGGGCUUCGAUACAAAAUUAAUUGGGUUGCAGUUGGAUUCAUCAUUGGAUAAAUGAUCUGAUUAAUUAGUUGUAUCAGUAAUUGUUCCAAAGUACCUGCACAUUUCUAUGUUUUCUUUACUAUUUCAUCUCUGCAGAGUGGGAAUUGAAAGAUUGCAAUUUAAGAUAUUUCAUUUGUGUUUCAGGUCCUAAUCUUUGCUUACAUCUAAGAAAUUUCUAAUGAGAGGAAGAUUCUCAUUUCAGGUCCUCAUCCUGUUAUUCACCCUUCAUGCCAAUUCAUGCCAAGCUGGUUUACAAUGCUUACCUGAUCAAAUUUGCCCAUGUUCAGUGGAAAAUUUUUGACAUAGUAGUGCCUGCAAUCAAAUUUGAUGAUCAAAGUGCAUGCAGGCAGGCAGGGUUCCUGACCUGGGCAAUCAAUUGAGGGAAAUUAAAACUUGCGAGAGUUCCAUUUUGAGUUAAUAGAAAAAAAAGGAUAUUUUUUCUAUUUAAAUUGACAUUUUCCAUGAGCUAAACGUGAAGUAGCUUGAUUGAAUGCAAGAUCUGAUUGGCAGUAUCACGCACGUAAUGCUUAUCGAGAUUGUUGAUCUUGCUUGAUGAGAGCUUUUGAUAACAAAGCUUUGCUGGGCAUAUUAAUCACCAGACCAGUUUGAUUGUUUCACGUUGGUGCUUGCGUCCUACCAGUAUUAUGUACUGAAUAAUGUUUCUUUGCUAUGUCCUUCACUGAUUUACUGAUUUUGGUAAAUUGAGGCUUCUACUGCGCUCGAUCUUAUCAAAUAAUUAAGCAUGUAGCGUAUGUGGAAUGAAAUUGGUGGGUAAUUAAUGCCCAAACCUUACAUGGGUGCUGCUGCCCUGAUGUGCCAGGGAGAAGAAAUUGAGGCAGUUAUAUAUGGUCAAGAUCAGCUAAUUAAUUAGCAAAUGCGAUUAGCACCCUUGUGGAAUUAUUAUUUUUGUUCUUCCCUAUACGUGAACGUCUCGACGCAUGUUACAAGUUCGUUUUGCUAACUCAAGUAUUGGCAUUAGCACUAAAGCGGCAUUAUUUUAUUUCCUACCAUGAUUGAUGUUUUAUACAAUAAUUUUCGUUUUUCUCGUUACUUAAUACUAUUUGGAAACUAUAAAAUGUGAUACAAGUAUUAUGUAUGUAUUAAAAUUUUCAUAUAGUAAGCAUAGCAUAUGCUUGAUAUUUAUUUAACAUCAUUUUACUUUCCUCCCGUUGCAACGCACGGGUAACCAACUAGUGGUAGAAAGUAAUUGUAGUAGUGUGAAGAUAUCUAUAUAAAUUUUAAAUUUUGACUUUGUUCACGUAUAAAUGUGUCAACUAAAAAGAAAUUUGCGGGGUCACAUUAAAAAUUAAUUAAUGACUGUCGCAUUCAUAUCAUGCCCCAAAAAUCUUAUUGCUUUCAUUUAUACUUUGUAGAUUUUUUUUUCUAUGGUUGUAUCAUAUAAUAAUAAUUCGGUAUGUGAAUAGGUAUGUGUUAUUUAUAGAAAAUUCUGGGAUAUGUUCACUGCAUACUUCGGCUAACUUAACUACUAUUAACAAUCCUCCCUACUAAAAUGUAUAUGCACGUUUCUUUCUUUUUAUAAGGUUAUAAUGUAUAUUAUACGUGGUCUGUCACUCUGUCAUACAAAAACUACUACCUUCGUCUCAAAUUAAUUGUUUUUUAAGGUUGUUUGGCAUAUUUUAAGGUUUAGAACAAAAAGACUACAAUACCCUUAUAAAAUAUUUUAUGGUUAAGGAUAUAAGGGUGGUUGAGGGGUAGAAUAGGAAGAAAUUUGAAUGGGAUAUGAUUGAUGGGACAAGUAGUAUUUAGGAGUGACGAGUAUUGUGAAUUUAUAGAAAAUUCUGGAAUAUGUUCGCUGCAUACUUCGACCAACUUAACUAUUAUUAUCAAUCCUCCCUGCUAAAAUGUAUAUACACAUUUCUUUAUUUUUAUAAGGUUAUAAUGUGCAUUGUACGUGGACUGUCACUUUGUCAUACUAAAAACUACUACUUUUGUCUCAAAUUAAUUGUUUUUUAAGGUUGUUUGGCAUAUUUUAAGGUUUAGAAAAAGACUACAAUACCCUUAUAAAAUAUUUUAUGGUUAAGGAUAGAAGGGUGGUUGAGGGAUAGAAUAUGAAGAAAUUUGAAUGAGAUAUAAUUGAUGGAACAAGUAGUAUUUAGGAGUGACGAGUAUUGUGGGAUAAAAUUUGAAUGGUAGAAAGACAACUAAUUUAGGAUGGUGCAUUUGUGAAAGCCAGUUUCCGGAGCAGAAAAAAGGAAAGCCCAAUCACGCAGAGCCGCUUGUUGCUCCGUGCUAUUUUUUCGUUUCUGGAUUCCCUAUUCUUGUCCCGUCCCAUUCCUUUUUCCCUUUUCCUUGCUGUCUUCCUCCUGACGUGUCAUCGUCGGCCUUGCUGCCCAUGACGCGAUCAAGAAACGCCACCGCCCCUCCGUUCUUCCAGAGAUCGAAUCUUGGGGGAUCGAGCUAGUUGGGGUUAGCGGUGUGGAAGGGUCGAAAAUCCUUGGAGACAUUGGAUUGGAUUGCAGUGGGGCGGACGGCGGUGGGCGGGGCUUCUUGUAGGCUGGGCUGUACCAGAGAGGAGCCAAGACGGCGGCGAUAACGGCGGCACCGGUGGCGACGGCGCCGUCGCCGUCGGAGGGUGGGGGAGGCGGGUGCCUGGAUUGUCUGCAGGAUGUGGUUCGGGCGCUGUCGAUGGGGACAUGCCUUACGACGGCGGAGCAGCGGGCCAUGGAGGUGCCGGCUGCGUCGGUGAAGGGAGGAGGGGGCAGGAGGAGUGACGAGGAGGCGCCCGGCAGGAUCGCGGGUAACGGCGCGGGGAAUGUGGCCUGCCUGUUCACUCGGCAGGGGAAGAAGGGCACCAACCAGGAUGCCAUGGUCGCGUGGGAGAACUAUAACGGAAGAUCAGACACGGUAUUUUGUGGAGUUUUUGAUGGCCACGGUCCACAUGGCCAUCUCAUUGCUAGGAAAGUAAGAGAUAUUCUCCCUUCGAGACUCUGUGAUUUGAUAUAUGAAGACUGUGGGGAUAGUCCAACCAGCAAUUCAGAUGUCUCAACUCUGGAAGAGAAUUUAUCUCCGUAUGCAGAUGCAGAGUGCAGAUCUCCCACAUUGGCUGGACAAAAAGAACAUCAAGAAUUCUUCAACGCAAUGAAAGAAUCUUUCAGAAAGGCUUUUAAAAAUGUGGAUAAGGAGCUCAAAUUACAACGGAACAUUGAUAGCAUUUGCAGUGGAACUACUGCAGUUACUUUAAUCAAGCAAGGUCAUGAUCUUAUUGUUGGGAAUCUAGGUGACUCUAGAGCUGUAUUAGGCACCAGAGAUCAGAACGAUAAGUUGGUUGCUCAUCAGUUGACUGUUGACCUGAAACCUGAUCAUCCAAGGGAGGCUAGGAGGAUCAGACGGUGUAAUGGGAGGGUCUUUGCUCAUCAGGAUGAACCAGAUGUGGCUCGCCUUUGGCUUCCUAAUUGCAACUCUCCUGGACUGGCAAUGGCCCGAGCUUUUGGUGACUUUUGUCUAAAGGAUUUUGGGUUGAUCUCAGUACCUGAUGUCACCUAUAGGCAAAUUACUGAAAAAGACGAGUUUAUUGUCCUGGCGACAGAUGGGGUGUGGGAUGUUCUCUCCAACCAGGAAGUGGUGGAUGUUGUUGCCUCAUGCUCUGGUCGUUUCGCUGCAGCUCGUUCUGUUGUUGAUUUAGCAAAUGAGACUUGGAGGUUCAAAUACCCAACCUCAAAAACUGAUGAUUGUGCAGUGGUCUGUCUUUUCCUGAACAAGUAUGAAGUUACCGGUGGUUUAUCAGGGCAACCUGGAUAUAGUCCAAGGAUGCCUGCCCUAUCAGGUAUUACCCGGCCCAAUAGUAAAAGGGUUACUCCUGACGACGUCGAUGAUGGUAGUGACUCAAACGUAAGCGGAGAUGAGAGGUCCUUGGAUGGUUUCACUCGAUUGAACACAUUGUUGGCACUACCAAAGUUUGGUGACACAAGUCCAACUAAGAAAUGAGUUGGUAAGCAGAUGAGUUUUGCAGGUGCUUUGGACAAGAGAGCAUAUCGGCUAUAUUAGCAUGUCCGGUGAGCUCCCGUUCUGAUCCAGCUUACGAUAGCUAAGAAUGAGUAGGGUUGUUUUUUUUUUUUCAUCCUAACUCCCAUUUGGUUACGAGUUGACAAUUACGCAGCAAGCAUUUGGAGUCUUAACUCUUAUUUAGUCGAGAGUAGACUUAACCUUUUUGUAUAGCUGCUCAUCGAUUUUCUGUCUUAUUGUAUGUACUUGGCGAUUAUAUGUGGACAAAUCCUACUCAUUCUUAUGGUAAUUUCGUUUGUCGGAUUAUGACAGUUGGAA